This is a messenger RNA of Brienomyrus brachyistius, 6321 nucleotides long. RefSeq names its product UPF1 RNA helicase and ATPase (gene upf1). Gene Ontology annotation, molecular function: ATP binding; RNA helicase activity; hydrolase activity. The record is from RefSeq and is a predicted model, not a curated record. Gene Ontology annotation, cellular component: cytoplasm. The transcript is spliced from 24 exons. The coding region runs from base 227 to 3532 and encodes 1101 amino acids. NCBI's taxonomy places the organism in Eukaryota, Metazoa, Chordata, Actinopteri, Osteoglossiformes, Mormyridae. Gene Ontology annotation, biological process: nuclear-transcribed mRNA catabolic process, nonsense-mediated decay.
GUGCGGCGCUAGCGCCAUCGUCACUGUUUGGUGUGGGAGUUGAAGCUCUCGAGCUGUUUUUUUCUCCACUUUAAUUUCUGGGUUCGUUUCGGAUCCUGUUUGGGUUAAAAAUCCCACCAGAACCGGGUUGCUUCGUAUCGACCAAGGCUGACCGGACAGCUGGUGCUUCCCGCUCGUUUUUAAUCCGCAAAAUAGAGUCUUUAUAAUCCGCGACAACCGCGAAGACAUGAGCGUGGAGGCGUACGGGCCGAGCUCGCAGACCCUAACCUUCCUGGACACCGAGGAAGCGGAGCUGCUUGGAGCCGACACCCAGGGCUCGGAGUUCGAGUUCACCGACUUCACUCUGCCGAGCCAAACACAGACCCAGGGCCAGACGCAGAGCCAGCUCGAUAGCCAGGUGAAUGGUCCGGACGGGAUCUUGCAGAAUGGUGGGGUGGACGACCCUGUGGCCAAGACCAGCCAGCUACUGGCCGAGUUGAACUUCGAGGAGGAUGAGGAGGACACUUACUACACCAAAGACCUCCCUGUGCAUGCCUGCAGCUAUUGUGGGAUCCAUGACCCUGCAUGUGUGGUCUAUUGUAACACCAGUAAGAAGUGGUUCUGCAAUGGACGUGGGAACACAUCCGGCAGCCACAUAGUGAACCAUUUGGUCCGAGCCAAAUGCAAAGAGGUGACGCUGCACAAGGACGGUCCGCUGGGGGAGACGGUGCUGGAGUGCUACAACUGUGGCUGCCGGAACGUCUUCCUGCUGGGCUUCAUCCCGGCGAAGGCUGACUCCGUGGUGGUGCUCCUCUGCAGGCAGCCUUGUGCCAGCCAGAGCAGCCUAAAGGACAUCAACUGGGACAGCUCCCAGUGGCAGCCGCUGAUCCAGGACCGCUGCUUCCUGUCGUGGCUGGUGAAGAUCCCCUCUGAGCAGGAACAGCUGCGUGCUCGGCAGAUCACGGCUCAGCAGAUCAACAAGUUGGAGGAGCUAUGGAAGGAAAACCCCACAGCCACCUUGGAGGACCUGGAGAAACCUGGCGUGGAUGAGGAGCCUCAGCACGUGUUGCUGCGCUAUGAAGAUGCCUACCAGUACCAGAACAUUUUUGGGCCCCUUGUGAAGCUCGAGGCCGACUAUGACAAAAAGCUGAAAGAGUCUCAGACUCAAGACAACAUAACGGUCCGUUGGGACCUCGGUUUGAAUAAAAAGCGCAUUGCUUAUUUCACGCUUCCCAAGACGGAUUCAGGUGAUAUGCGUCUGAUGCAGGGAGAUGAAAUCUGCCUGCGGUACAAAGGAGACUUGGCCCCCCUCUGGAAGGGCAUAGGGCAUGUCAUUAAAGUCCCCGACAACUACGGAGAUGAGAUUGCUAUCGAGUUGCGGAGCAGCGUUGGCGCCCCCGUGGAAGUACCACACAAUUUCCAGGUGGAUUUUGUGUGGAAAUCCACAUCCUUUGACAGAAUGCAGAGUGCAUUGAAGACCUUCGCAGUGGACGAGACCUCUGUCUCGGGGUAUAUCUACCACAAGCUCUUGGGACACGAGGUGGAGGAUGUCAUCAUUAAGUGCCAGCUCCCCAAGCGCUUCACUGCCCAGGGCCUGCCUGACCUCAACCACUCACAGGUCUAUGCUGUGAAGACUGUACUGCAGCGGCCACUCAGCCUCAUCCAGGGUCCCCCUGGCACCGGGAAGACGGUGACCUCCGCCACCAUCGUCUACCACCUGGCCAGACAGGGCAAUGGGCCUGUGUUGGUCUGCGCUCCCAGCAACAUCGCCGUUGACCAGCUGACCGAGAAGAUCCACCAGACAGGCCUGAAGGUGGUGAGGCUCUGCGCUAAGAGCCGGGAGGCCAUCGACUCGCCAGUGUCCUUCCUGGCCCUGCAUAACCAGAUCCGCAACAUGGACAGCAUGCCAGAGCUUCAGAAACUCCAACAGUUGAAGGACGAGACCGGGGAACUUUCCUCUGCAGACGAGAAGCGGUAUCGCGCGCUGAAGCGCACUGCUGAGCGGGAGUUACUCAUGAAUGCGGAUGUUAUCUGCUGCACGUGUGUGGGAGCCGGUGACCCGCGUCUGGCCAAGAUGCAGUUCCGCUCCAUCCUGAUUGACGAGAGCACCCAGGCUACGGAGCCCGAGUGCAUGGUACCCGUUGUGCUAGGGGCCAAGCAGCUCAUCCUCGUAGGAGACCACUGUCAGCUGGGGCCGGUGGUCAUGUGUAAGAAGGCAGCUAAAGCUGGGCUCUCUCAGUCCCUCUUUGAGCGCCUGGUGGUCUUGGGGAUCCGGCCCAUCCGCCUACAGGUGCAGUACCGCAUGCACCCAGCUCUCAGCGCUUUCCCCUCCAACAUCUUCUACGAAGGUUCCCUGCAAAACGGGGUCACUGCGGCUGAUCGUGUCAAGAAAGGGUUUGACUUCCAGUGGCCCCAGCCGGACAAGCCCAUGUUCUUCUACGUGACUCAAGGGCAGGAGGAAAUCGCCAGCUCAGGAACUUCCUACCUGAACAGGACUGAAGCUGCCAACGUGGAGAAGAUCACCACCAAGCUGUUGAAGGCUGGGGCUAAGCCCGAUCAGAUCGGCAUCAUCACGCCCUACGAAGGCCAGCGCUCCUACCUGGUGCAGUACAUGCAGUUCAGUGGCUCACUCCACACCAAGCUGUACCAGGAAGUGGAAAUCGCUAGCGUUGAUGCCUUCCAAGGCAGAGAGAAAGACUUCAUCAUCCUGUCCUGCGUCAGAGCCAAUGAGCACCAAGGAAUUGGGUUUCUGAAUGACCCACGGCGUCUGAACGUGGCUCUCACCAGAGCCAGAUACGGCGUGAUUAUCGUGGGGAACCCCAAAGCUCUGUCCAAGCAGCCGCUGUGGAACCACCUGCUGAACUACUACAAAGAGCAAAAGGUGCUGGUGGAGGGCCCUCUCAAUAAUCUGCGCGAGAGCCUCAUGCAGUUCAGUAAGCCCCGCAAGCUGGUCAACACCAUCAACCCGGGUGCCCGUUUCAUGAGCACGGCCAUGUAUGACGCCAGAGAAGCUCUCAUCCCCGGCUCUGUGUACGACCGCAGCAGCACCGGCCGUCCAUCGAACAUGUACUUCCAAACCCAUGACCAGAUCGGCAUGAUCGGAGCAGGCCCCAACCCUGUGGCUGCCAUGAACAUCCCCAUUCCUUUCAACCUGGUCAUGCCUCCAAUGCCCCCACCAGGGUACAUGGGCCAAGGCAAUGGGCCUACCGCAGGCCGUGGAGCUCUGAAGGGGAAGGCGGGACGUGGGGGGCGGCAGAAGAAUCGUGGCAUCGGCAACCAUGGGGGCGGACAGAGCAACCUGCCGAACAGCCAGGCCAGCCAGGACGCGGCGUCUCAGCCCUUCUCGCAGGGGCCGCUCACCCAGGGCUACGUCUCCAUGAGCCAGCCGUCGCAGAUGAGCCAGCCGGGCCUGUCUCAGCCUGAGCUGUCACAGGACAGUUACCUCGGUGAUGAAUUCAAGUCCCAGAUUGACGUGGCUUUGUCCCAAGACUCCACUUACCAGGGCGAGCGUGCAUACCAACAUGGCGGGGUGACUGGAUUGUCACAGUACUAGAAUGUUAUGGGAUAAGGAGCUAGGCUUGAGCUGAGCUUAGUUCGUCAGAAUUUUAAUCUGGGUAAUAAUAAAAAAACAAAAAACGGAUACCUGUUUUCCACUGCUACAACUGAAGCACCACUGUGUGAAAGCAACAGGAGAGGGAAACCAACCAAUCACAAGAGGAAUAGGAAAAGGGGCAGACAGACAGGACGAGGAAGAAGAGAGAGAGAGCACUGCCAGUACACUGAGACGGGCGCCAGGAGGGAGGAGGACGCAAGCGGUGUGUGGUCGUGCUGUCGGGGAACACGAAUCAAAAAUGAGGCAGCUCCCUACGAAAGAAGCCCAUUCCCUCAAAAACCCUUCCACCACUUCCUGCUCAAGGAAUGACCUGUUGACUGAGGACCUUGAUCUUCAAGCAGAAAGAGGGAAAAGACAAGUUCUCAAGCAACUCGCGAGCUCAUUCCGUUUUCUCCAGAAACGGAGAAAAGAGUGGCGAACCGCUUCACGCAGGCAAUGUGGAAAAUCUUUACCUCAAAGUUGAUCUCAGUUUUUAACCUUUGAACCCAUUUGAUUUAAAAUUUUGUGGAAUAAGAGUGGUAGUGAUACAGCAGCUCUUAGGCCCAAAUCGCGUCAAAUGAUGAAGGCUGUUACUCGAGAGUAUGAAUUGAUCUUAAUCCAACUUUGAGUUCUUGCGUUAAGCAUGAAUGGUCCACUUGCCUUUGACUAUCUUAGAGUUCAGUGGCAGGUACACCGAGUCCUACUUGAAGUGGUAUAGUAGAGGUCUAUGGUGGUGUGGUCAUGGGAUUUUAAGGCAAAGUUUAGGGAUCUGAGCUAAGGAUCUGCAAUGUAAGAUGAGUUUUCUGAAGCAGCUUUCUUCUUGUAGAACCCGGGCAGAAUAAUGGAAAGGCCAGCAUUUCUGGGUGUGAACUUGGUGCAAUUUCCAAGUUGCAGCAAUUAUGUAUUGAUCUUUAAUGAAGGAGGGAGGAGAAUGGAAAUGAGGUCUGGAGCUACAGAGGGUUUUCAGUGUUUUAAAUGCAGCCUACGCUUAGAUUGGCUACUGUUCCAAAGAGGGGGUUUUACUUGGAGGAAAACUGCAUCGCCUUUGGCUGGUUGAGUUCGCUGCUAAAAGCAAUUCCCUGGACAAUGAGUCACACUUCAAGUCACCGUAACUGGGAAUGCAUCAUCUGGAAAUAUCUCAAAUGUGUGUAAAAAAAAAAAAAAAAAAAAAAAAAGGAAUUUAAACUCCAGUGAAGCUUUUAUUUACAAAUUAGAUGCUCUGGAUAUCUUUCAUCAUGCAAGGGUAGAAACUGCUCAUUUUACUUGUUAAACAUCAGAGCUUAUAAAGUGCAUAACUUCAGUUGUGUUAAAUGCACUGUUCCACCAUCUAAGUUUUCUCCUGCCACAUAUAGAAAGACUUGUACCUCUUGAUUUAAUUUUUACGAGAUCUUGAAGAAAGGUGUGGGAGAUCAGUCAGCAUAUGAGACGUGAGCCGUUGCGUCUUGCCGCUUCAGGCGUGCUGUGAUGGGCGCCAUAAACUCCUCUGUGAAUGUAGGUGAGACGGACAUGCUGGGUCACGCCGGCCGCCCGAGGGUGCGGCUGCACCAGCAGGCCUGAAGGGCACUCGAGAAACCCCAGCUCACUCAUGAGAAGGCCACUUUUCUAUCAGGGCUUGCCGAGACUAAUGACUGGCCGAAGGCCUUAUUUCUGAACUUUUACCUUUUGUGUUGGUUUUAUUUUGGCUUUUUUUUUUUUGUCAUUUUCCUGAUGUAGAUGUCUGUAGAUGUGACCCCCCCACCCCCGCCUUCCCAUCUGUGAAUCGUGAUGUAUCGUAACAUCCCUAAAAUGCUCUUCUCUGAUUGGAACCAUUUGCUUCUUGUUUGUGCCAUUUUCUUUCCUAGCAAUGAGCAUUUUUACAUCACCAAAGUCACUUUGCUAGACAUUGAACAGGGCAUUUUUCUUCAGCUAUCGUUAACCUUGUGUAGUUUUGGCAGAAUGGAAAAUCACCCUUGCUUUCUGUUACCCCCAACUUUUUACCUGUUGAGGUGUUCUGUGUUUUCUUAUAAAUUAGAGCACUAUCUGAGAAUGUAGACAUUACCAGCUUUCGUGCUUUUUGCGUUUUUGCAUAUUUGUCUUUUUCCCAGCCGUCAUUCAAUAUCCAUUCACUGGGUUAUUCUGAGAAAUUGUCAUGCCAGCAUCACAAGCCUUCUGGGACAGUAGCUCAAGCAUGUCAGGGGCUCCUUUGUAUAACACCGGGUUCGUGAGUGAUGCCUGCUGUCAGUGAAUGACUACUGCAUCUCUGUAACCAUCCGAGCCAGUGCCCAGGCAUCUUUAAUGUACAUCUUUUUGGUGAAUGGAAGCACUUUCCACUAUCAGUCUUUCAAUUGUGCACCUUAACAUUCUUUUUGCCAUGUGCAGUUUGGAGAUGUGGUGUGACACACAGGAGAGGAAAUGAGCUUUUGCUCUGGUUGUGUUUCAUUAAGUGAGGCGUGAGAGAGCGCGCUCGCCCCGCUCCACCUGUAGGCCUCUAGAUCUUCUCGCUAUUGGUCAGGAAAAGAAAAGCAACCUAAGACAGGGAUAAUCAAGGGUCAUUGUUCCCGUUUCACCUGAGUCAAAAGGAAACUGAAAUUUGUUUCUUGCAUAUAUCGUUUUUUAAAAACAGCAGGAGUGUGAAAUGCUGUUUUUUUUUUUUUUUUUUUGAUGUGGAAACUGCUUUUAUUUCACUGUACUGAUCAGCUGUUACACUGAAUGAUUCUCUAAUAAUUGGAACUUCUAAAGAAAAUAAAAUAAAGGUUGCUUCUCCUUUUCAA